AUUUCAUCUGUUCUCUCAGAAGAAACACUAGUCCCUAGCUAUGGCGGACUUUAACGAGAAGAUAAGCGAAGAAGAGGAGACGAUACCAACCAAGAAUCUCCCUGAGGGCAUCAUUGCCGACAUACUUUCAAGGCUUCCGGUCAAGUCUCUUGUUAGAUUCAAGUGCGUAUGCAAACCCUGGUGUGCUCUUAUAAUCGAUCCUGCUUUCGUCAAAAUGCACCUCAGCCGAUCCCUUGCAAGCAAUAGCAAUCUCAGCCUCAUUUUCCGUGGUUCCUAUCUCUACUCUGUCGACUUAGAUGCUUGCGAACAACAACCCGCGGUAGAACUCGAUCAUCCGCUUAAGACUCCAAACUACGGAACCGCAGUUGUUGGUUCUUGCAACGGCUUACUCUGUAUAUAUAAUACUGAGGAGGACAUAUUCCUUUGGAAUCCUUCUACCAGAAGGCAUCAGAAGCUACCCAUUACUCCUAUCGAGUUUCCCCGCGCAUUUGGAAUUUGCCGUUUCAUUGUUUACGGAUUCGGUUACGACCCCACCACAGACGAUUACAAGCUAGUAAGGGUUGUGCAGUUUUAUGGUGAUGAUGACUACUGCUGCGAUUCAGAGGUGAAGGUUUACACACUUAGCACCAAAUCAUGGAGAAGGAUUGGGGACAUGCCCUUCCACCUCAGUUACAAGCACGGGCAUGGGGUUCUUACAAAUUUUGCUCUUCAUUGGGUUGCAAAGCGCGAGAUGAGACCUGACACUGUCUCCAGUUUUAUCGUUUCUUUUGACCUUCAAGAUGAGGAGUAUCGGGAGGUGCCACUGCCGGACUUUGUGGAUGAUAAGUUUCACAUGAAUGUUGGGGUUCUUGGAGGACAACUCUGCUUGCUCUGUAACUUCUUCAUGGUCCGUGUUGAGAUUUGGGUGAUGAAGGAUUACGGCCUCAGGGAUUCUUGGACGAAACAGUUCUUGAUCGAACAACCAUCGGUGAUAAGGUCCUUUGAGUACCUCAAACCUGUAUGCUAUUCAAAGAAUGGUGAACUUAUACUUGAGAAGGAUUUAAAAGGGCUAGUCCUGUAUGAUCCCCGUAGACAAAGGGCUAGGGAUCUUAGGAUUAUUGGUAUUCCAGAUUCAAUUGAAAUAGAGAUCUGCAUUGGGAGUCUUGUCCCACUCAAUGCCAAAGAUGGAACAGAACAAGCAGAAAAGAAGAAAAAGAACAGGAAGCAGAAGAAGAAAAAGAACAGGGAGCAGAGGUAAUAAUAUAAUGGGAAUUUGACAUGGUAUUUUUUUUUUUUGACAGAUUAUUGAUAUGGUAAUUGGUAGAGCAUAUUUACACUUCAAGCUACUCUUCCUGUGUCAUCUCCAUUCUUGCAGCUGUCUGAAGUUUUAAUGCAAUUAUUCAAGUUUCAAGCUGCUUGAUUUC
This is a messenger RNA of Telopea speciosissima, 1403 nucleotides long. RefSeq names its product F-box protein CPR1-like. The record is from RefSeq and is a predicted model, not a curated record. Bases 41 to 1237 code for a protein of 398 amino acids. The transcript has a single exon. Lineage: Eukaryota; Viridiplantae; Streptophyta; Magnoliopsida; Proteales; Proteaceae. Gene Ontology annotation, molecular function: protein binding.